Messenger RNA from Humulus lupulus (European hop), 649 nucleotides. Its product is annotated as large ribosomal subunit protein bL35c. The transcript has 3 exons. Gene Ontology annotation, molecular function: structural constituent of ribosome. The record is from RefSeq and is a predicted model, not a curated record. Gene Ontology annotation, cellular component: large ribosomal subunit; ribosome. Gene Ontology annotation, biological process: translation. Lineage: Eukaryota; Viridiplantae; Streptophyta; Magnoliopsida; Rosales; Cannabaceae. The coding region runs from base 54 to 506 and encodes 150 amino acids.
UAUUCUAUCCACUGAGAGUGAACAAGGAAGAGCACAAACUGCUAUCUUCUCCCAUGGCUUCUGCAACUAUGGCGGUCUCCUUCCGACUUGUACAUUCACCAUUUUCUUUCCGCCCUACUCGACUCACUUCUAGCUCUGUUCGACUCGCUCCCUUCAACAAGGCUAGUUCUUUGAAGCUUAGCUCAUCGCAAAGCAUUUCUGGGCUCAAUUCGAUUCUACCCCAGAAACUCUCCGCAUUCACUCCUAGCCCUAAUUUCCCUCGCUCUCUCACAAUUGUCGCUGCCAAAGGCUACAAAAUGAAAACCCAUAAGGCUUCGGCUAAGCGGUUCAGGGUGACUGGCAGAGGGAAAAUAGUUCGGAGGGGAGCUGGAAAGCAACAUUUACUUUACAAGAAGAACAACAAGAGGAAAUUAAGACUCUCCAAAAUGCAUCCAGUCUGCAAAAGUGACUAUGACAAUGUGAUUAAAGCCUUGCCAUAUCUGAAAGUAAACAGAAAUGCCAAGUAGAGGUGACACUUGAGACCAAUCGCAGAAGCUUAUUAGAUUUGUAAACUUGCCAUUUUUUUUUCGAAUUUUGUAGAUGCUUUCUUGAUUAUUUCAUUUUCCUAAUCAAUGAUACUUGUUUUCACCCCACAUGGGAUUUCCUUUUA